Messenger RNA from Parasteatoda tepidariorum (common house spider), 303 nucleotides. Lineage: Eukaryota; Metazoa; Arthropoda; Arachnida; Araneae; Theridiidae. The record is from RefSeq and is a predicted model, not a curated record.
GGUAAUAAAAAAUACAUCCCAUCUCUUAAAUCUGUCUGUAAUGAAAACAUAAAAGAUGAAGAAAACUCAUCAAAUGCCUCUCUUGUAUCUUAUAAUGGAGCAUUUGUUGAUAUUGGAAAAUUGAUGGAGCAGUUGGAUAAAAGUGAAAGAGCUCGUUUUGAAGCAGAUGACAAACUGAAAAUGCUGCAGCAACAGUUAGGUAAGCAUGAUUCAUAUUUUUUACUCAAUGGUUGGUGUGAGAGCACUUAUGGUUUCAAAAUAAAUCCAAGUGAAAAGUUUAUAAAAACAGAACAAAAACAUUAA